Molecule: messenger RNA, 1118 nt
Organism: Cricetulus griseus (Chinese hamster)
Lineage: Eukaryota; Metazoa; Chordata; Mammalia; Rodentia; Cricetidae
Source: RefSeq, a predicted model, not a curated record
GCUUUCAUUUUCUUUAGGACCUACCUUCCCCCUUGUAGGCUUUAACUCCCUUUUGUGAGAAUGUGAAACAUGUCCCUGGUUCUGAAAUGACAACCAAAGGAGAGCCCAGGAAAGGGCAUUCUUCUCUGACUCUGUCAUUCCAGAGCUGAACCAGCUCAUCUUUCUUGUCACAGAUCCCAGCAUGGUCAGUGCCUACAUGUACCCAACAGGUGCCCCUGCGGCACAAGCAGCCCCACAGGCCCAGGCGGGGCCCACCACCAGCCCUGCCUACUCUUCCUACCAGCCCACUCCAACCCCAGGCUACCAGACUGUGGCUUCUCAGGCUCCGCAGAGCCUCCCAGCCAUCUCCCAGCCUCCACAGACCAGCACCAUAGGCUACAUGGGGAGCCAGCCAAUGUCCAUGGGUUACCAGCCGUACAACAUGCAGAGUCUCAUGACCACCCUUCCAGGCCAGGAUGCAUCUCUGCCAGCCCAGCAGGCCUACAUCGCAGGGCAGCAGCCCAUGUACCAGCAGAUGCCACCCUCUGCUGGCCCUCCCCAGCAGCAGCCCCCUGUGGCCCAGCCACCACCUACACAGGGACCGCCAGCACCGGGCAGUGAAGCCCAGCUCAUCUCAUUCGACUGACCUUGAGUCUAGCACUCACCAUCCAGAGUAACACUACGGUUCACCAGAAACCAAUUAUGUGUCUAAGUAGCCAUCUCUUCCCCCAUUACUGCCCUAUAGUCUCCAUUCUCCUGUGAGCAAGGAGUGGCCCUUCACCCUUGACCCUCUCCCAUGUCCUCAGUGGUCUGGUUCCUGUCACUGGUUCCCUGCUUUGAUCCUGAUGCAGUCUGACUUUUCCCAAGGCUGGGACUCUGCAGGGCAAGUAGGACCUUCUCUGGGGAGUAUCCAGCUCUGUGUUGGGCCUGCCUCAGGUGACUGCUGUGGGGAUGCUUAGCCUGUCCCAGAGAGCCCUAUGUGAACUGUGUGGUAUCCAGGCAUGGCUCUGGUACUCUGAAAGAAACAUUUGCUCCAGCACAGCACAGGUGGAGGCUUCAGGCAUCUCUAGCUUCCCUGCUCCUCAGUUGUCAUCUCUCCAGUGCAGAACAGUGAUAAUAAAGUGUAUUUCAAAAGCUGU